CCCGGCCGCCGCCUCGCUCUGUAAGGACACUGUCGUUGCACUGCGGCCCCGAGUGGUCCAGAACCCACCUGCUGCCUGGGUCCUGCACAGAGACCUCUUGCCACCCAAGGCACGGCGCAGGCCCUGGGGGUCGGAACGCGCACACGUCUUUGGGGGCCACCAUUCACCCACCCCAGGGCCCCUCUCCCCGCCCAGCCACCUGCUCCCUCCCCACCACCUCCUAACGUGGUUCCUGGCUUCUUAGGACACUGGGGACAGGGGGCCUCAGGCAGAUCAGCCAGGCUCCUGUGUCCUCUGGGGUGGGGCCGGGGUGCAGGGCCUGGCCCCCCCAGAUUCUGCAGACGCCACCAUCACAGAGCCCACUGUGUUGUCACAGCCCGUGGAAUCCUUGGGCUGGGCCGGGCCGGGCGGGGCCACUUGGUCACUGCCGGGAAGACCUGCCAGAGGAAGGGAUGCCCGUGCAGCUGAGGGACCGUGCCCGGCUCCGGCCAGGCCCAGCGAGGGUACCAGUCACCACGCAGGCCUGCGUGGGAGGCGGCCCCAUGCGGGGGCCUGUGAAGAGAGCCACGAGGGGGCCUGGACUCCUCAAGACGCCCAGGAGGGGACCUGAGGGAGGACCCACAUCCCCCCAGGAACCCUUCAAGGCACCUGUGAGGGGACCCGCGAAGGAAUCCAUGAGGGACCCUGAGCCUGUGAGGGGACCCGCGAAGGAAUCCAUGAGGGACCCUGAGCCUGUGAGGGGACCCGCGGAGGAAUCCAUGAGGGACCCUGAGCCUGUGAGGGGACCCGUGGAGGAAUCUGUGAAGGACCCUGAGCAUUUGAGGGUACCCUUGGAGGAAUCUGUGAGUGCCCCUGAGCAUGUUGGGGGACCCAUGGAGGAAUCCAUCAGGGACCCUGAGCAUAUGAAGGGACCCAUGGAGGAAUCCAUCUGGGACCCUGAGCCCGUAAGGGGACCCAUGGAGGAAUCCAUCUGGGACCCUGAGCCCGUAAGGGGACCCAUGGAGGAAUCCAUCUGGGACCCUGAGCCCGUAAAGGGACCCAUGGAGGAAUCUGUGAGGGACCCUGAGGCCGUGAGGGGACCCGUGAUGGAAUCCGUGAGGGACCCUGAGGCUGUGAGGGGACCCGUGAUGGACCCUGAGGCUGUGAGGGGACCCGCGAUGGAAUCCGUGAGGGACCCUGAGGCUGUGAGAGGAUCCAAGGAGGAAUCUGUGAGGGUCCCUGAGCCAGUGACAGAUCCUGUGAGGGGACCCAUGAUGGAAUCCGUGAGGGACCCUGAGCCAGUGAGAGAUCCUGCAAGGGAACCCCUUAAGGAACCUGAACCCGUGAGGGGACGCGUGAAGAAAGCCACGAGGGACCCCGAGCUCUUACGGGGACCCGUGGAGAAAGCCAUGAGGGACCCCGAAGUCUUUAGGGGACGCGUGAAGAAAGCCAUGAGGGACCCUGAGUCCUUGAGGGGACCCGGGAAGAAAGCCAUGAGGGACCCCGAGCUCUUACGGGGACCCGUGAAGAAAGCCAUGAGGGACCCCGAGCUCUUACGGGGACCCGGGAAGAAAGCCAUGAGGGACCCCGAAGUCUUUAGGGGACCCGGGAAGAAAGCCAUGAGGGACCCCGAGCUCUUACGGGGACCUGUGAAGAAAGCCAUGUGGGACCCCGAACCCGUGAGGGGACCUGUGAAGAAAGCCAUGAGGGACCCCGAACCCGUGAGGGGACCCGUGAAGAAAACCAUGAGGGACUCUGAGCCCGUGAGGGGACCCGUGAAGAAAGCCAUGAGGGACCUUGAAGUCUUUAGGGGACCCGUGAAGAAAGCCAUGAGGGACCCCGAGCUCUUACGGGGACCUGUGAAGAAAGCCAUGCGGGACCCCGAGCCCAUGAGGGGACCCAGGAAGAAAGCCAUGAGGGACCCCGAGCCCGUGAGGGGACCCGUGAAGAAAGCCAUGCGGGACCCCGAGCCCGUGAGGGGACCCGGGAAGAAAGCCAUGAGGGACCCCGAGCCCGUGAGGGGACCCGUGAAGAGACCCCUGAGGGAAGCAGUGAAGAGGUUCCUGAGGGGCCUUGGGAAGAUCCCCCUGCGGGAUCCGCUGAGGAGACCUGUGGGAGGACCUAUGGCCUGGAACUUGCAUCCCCUGCCUCAGCCUCGGAGGCAGCGGGAUGUGCGGGAGACGCGGCGGCGGCACGAGCGGCGCCUGGUGGAGGUGGACAGCGGCCGGCAGCAGGAGUACGACGUGCGCCUGGCGCAGGCCCUGGAGGAGCUGCGCAGCCAGCAGGACGAGCACGUGCGGCUGUACCGCCUGGAGCUAGAGCAGACCUACCAGGCCAAGCUGGACCACGCCAAGCUGAGCUCUGACCAGAAUGACAAGGCGGCCAGUGCUGCCCGUGAGGAGCUGAAGGAGGCCCGCAUGCGGGUCGAGUCCCUCAGCUACCAGCUCUCCAGCCUCCAGAAGCAGGCCAGUGCUGCUGAGGACCGCAUCCGAGAGCUGGAAGGGGCCAUGACUGGGGAGCGGGAGAAGUUCCGGAAGAUGCUGGACGCCAAGGAGCAGGAGAUGAUGGAGAUGCGUGAUAUGAUGCAGCAACAGCUGGCCGAGUACCAGGAGUUGCUGGACGUCAAGUUGACCUUGGACAUGGAGAUCAGCGCCUACCGCAAGCUCCUAGAGGGCGAGGAGGAGAGGCUGAAGCUGUCUCCCAGCCCCUCCUCACGGGUCACCAUCUCACGGGCCACCUCGAGCAGCAGCAGCAGCAUGUCCACAGCUGGGCGUUCAAGCCGAAGCAAGCGCCGGCGUCUGGAGGCGGAGGAGCCCCCAGGCAGCGGCUCAAGUGGCAUUGGCUCGGGCAGCAUUGGCUCGGGCAGCAGCAGCAGCUUCCGCCUGGCCCAGCAGGCCUCGGCCACUGGCAGCGUCAGCAUCGAGGAGAUUGACCUGGAGGGCAGGUUCGUGCGGCUCAAGAACAACUCGGACAAGGAUCAGUCCCUGGGGAACUGGAGGAUCAAGAGGCAGGUCCUCGAGGGCGAUGAGAUCGCCUAUAAGUUCACACCCAAGUACGUCCUGCGGGCCGGCCAGACAGUCACGGUGUGGGCAGCUGGUGCCGGGGUGGCCCACAGCCCCCCCGCCACCCUGGUGUGGAAGAGCCAGAGCAGCUGGGGCUCGGGCGAGAGUUUCCGCACUGUGCUGGUCAACGCCGAUGGAGAGGAAGUGGCCACAAGAGCAGUGAAGCAGUCUUCUGUGGUGCGAGAGAACGAGAAUGGGGAGGAAGAGGAAGAGGAAGCCGAGUUUGGCGAGGAGGAUCUUUUCCACCAGCAGGGGGACCCACGGACCACCUCGAGGGGCUGCUGCCUGAUGUAACCGAGCACUCGGCAUCUGCACACUGUUCCUCUCCCAGAGCCACUGAAAACUAUUUUUCUAUCAUUGGCUUUCCUUAGUCUUUGGUCUGUUUCUAGCUGAUUUUUAAGCAAACUGCCAACUCACGCGGGUCAGCAUACCUUGACCUCACCUGGGCACACCUUGCCACUUCAGACUCCCACCCCCGCCAUUCCACUGCCUUCCACCCCCGGGGACCCUGGGGGCUGAGGGGCUGCACCUGGGUGCUGUGGAGGGCCGCCUCUGCCUCAGUGGCAGACCUGGCCUGAGGAGGGACAGAAACCACCCCUCGGGCCCGGGUGGACAGAAUGUGAAACUGUGUAGGGAUUCUAUAGCUACAGGAUUUCUUGAACGCUU
Molecule: messenger RNA, 3707 nt
Organism: Ictidomys tridecemlineatus (thirteen-lined ground squirrel)
Lineage: Eukaryota; Metazoa; Chordata; Mammalia; Rodentia; Sciuridae
Source: RefSeq, a predicted model, not a curated record